AUGGUGCUGCCGCUGGAUGAGGAAAGGGAGCAGCGCAUCGCCGAGCGGCGACUUCGUGUGCAGGGGCGGUUGAAGGAGCUGUGCGACAACGAAAGCGACAUGCACGUAGCGGUGGGAACUGGCCAUGACAUGGACGGCAGCGGUGGGGCCAGCAGGGUGAGGGGGAUUGGCGAGGAAUCCGUGCGUAAUGCCCGUCGCGACAUGGCCGAGGUGCUCAGCUGUGCGCACGGCGCCGUGACCAGCUGGGAGGUAGCGGUUGGCAAGACCGAGAAUGACCGCCGCGAGCGUGAAGAGCGUCGCAUAGAAGAGAGGCGCCAGAAGCGCCGUGAGGAGUUGGAGGCGAAUGAAGUUACACAAGGGGCAAUAGAACUGAAGUUUGAGUCCAUCUACAAAAUAAACGCCCCGCACGAGCUGAAGGAGUCUCUCGAGGAGCAGCAGCGGCAGUGCAGGGAGCUGUUGGACGUCAAGGACCGCCUCAUUGAGGCCCUGCGCGGGCAGUUGGAGGAGCGCGAGGAGGAGUUCGUCGCGGCACUCGGACGCAACACGGCGGACGUGAACAGCCUCGUUGCCGAGAUGCGUGAGCAGACGGAGAAGUACCUCGACACCUACACCAACAAGCUUCGGGAGGUGGAGGCGGCGUACGAAAGGGAGCGGGGGGAGUACCUCUCGCGCUGCAGCGAGGAGAUCCUGCAGCUCAUGAAGCUGCGUCGUGCGCGGGAGACGGAGUACCGCAAAAAGCGAGAGGACGAGAUUAUGGAGGCGCAGAAGAAAAUGGACGACAAGCACCGCGAAAACUGCGAGGAGUACAAUGAAAUCAAGCGGGAGCAUCUGCAGGAAAUUCACGUCCUCAUGGAGGAGCUGGAGCGCUGCAAGGCAGAGUUUCUUCUUAAUGGCGAACGACUCAGUUACAACCUGCAGGUGCUGCGGGAGCGGGUCAAGGAAAACAAAAGUGCGCAGGCGCUGCACAAGCGCAAGCUGGCGCGGCUGCAGGACACCCUUAGCUACCUUGUCGCGCGCUACGCGGAGUCCGAGAAAAAGUACCAGCGCUCCAACAAGGACCUCACCGCCCAGCUCCACCGCGUGGCCAAUCAGUACAGUGAUCUGCAGAAGAAGUUCCAAAAGUUUGAAAAGUCAGACAAGGAAAAGUAUCGCCAGCUCUGGUCCAUGCACGAGGAGAAGAACAUUCAGCUCGCACACAAAUCUCUGCAGGCGGAUCGUGUUCUCUUUGAGGAGAUAUUAGGGGUGCCGUGGAACCCGCCGCAGCUAAACUACUGGCCCGAAGACGAUGUGGCGGACGCGGUGGAGGAUAACGAGGAAGAGGCUGUGAGCAGCGACGACGAGAUUGAGCUCUCGGAGGAGGCGCUGAUGCUCCUCGCCCUUCUGCAUAAGCAAGCGCCCUUCAUCUCGGACGAAACCGUGUAUGCGGCAAUCCGAAAAGUGCAGGAUGUCACGGAGGAGCGUGCCGUGGUGGAAUCCAUUCUCGCCACACUGCAGAUUCACAAGAACGAGGAGAUGGAUGACCUGAUGGGGUACUUUUUGGUAGAGGGCCCCGAGGAAACGACGGCGCUCAUACGCCCGCAGGAGGCCGUCCGUGCACUCUCGACCUUUCUGACCGAGCGGCAGCGGGAGAGGAAGAAGCAGGAGGAGGGGCAGAAGGAAUCGGCCAAGCGGAAUAAAGAAUUGGCGAGGAUGAAGCUGGAGGAGCGUCGGCGCGUCGCCGAAAAGGAGUACUGGCUGCGCAUGGCGGAGUCGGUGCCAAAGGAGCACCGGCGCUCCUGGGAGGCACUUGAAAAGGGCCUCAAACUGUACAUUGCCCAACUUCAACAGCGCAAAACUCUGAUUGAAGACACCGAUUCGCUGCGCGCGCAGAAUGCCGAGCUGCGUGGACUAUUGUCACAGUACCUCCACAGUGACGUGAACUAUCAGCUCUACAUGCCGCCAAAGUUGCUGCUGCAGGCUCGCGCCGCGCCCUAG
This is a messenger RNA of Trypanosoma conorhini, 1974 nucleotides long. Its product is annotated as coiled-coil domain protein. The record is from RefSeq and is a predicted model, not a curated record. Gene Ontology annotation, biological process: axonemal dynein complex assembly; regulation of cilium movement; cilium-dependent cell motility. The transcript has a single exon. Bases 1 to 1974 code for a protein of 657 amino acids. NCBI's taxonomy places the organism in Eukaryota, Euglenozoa, Kinetoplastea, Trypanosomatida, Trypanosomatidae. Gene Ontology annotation, cellular component: axonemal dynein complex; axoneme.